ACCAUUCACAAGACCGGGCGUAGCAUUACACGAUGCACACCACCCAACAAUAUUAAUCUCCUUGUGUUCAAGCCUUCUUUCCUCUCUUCUCACUCAUUUAAGGUCAGAAUCACAGUUUCAUCAUCUCCCUUUUUUAGCAAUCGCUUCACGAGAUCAAUGGCCGCGACAUGUUCCACCUCCCCUCGGCUUAUUCUAUGGGACUCAAGCCAGAUUACGAGGCGGGUCGGCUCGGUUGCGAUGCUCAUGCGCAGCCGGAUUCCGAUCAACAGAGUGACUGCGGUCCGGACCCGAUCGUCCUUGAAGAACCAGGUACACACGGUUUUUGAGGAUCAAUGUGAAGGUAUAGUAUGUUACAGAGACGAGAGCGGGGAGAUCAUUUGUGAAGGAUACGACGAGGGCCCGAGAUUCGGCAGAAAGAUUCUGAGGACUACAUACCGCUACGAAGCUAGGGAUGCUGAAAUCAUCGACCUUCUUCAACGAAAUUGGCUUCAGAUUGCAGAAGAUGGAGCAUUGUACAAAGUGGAGGUGGGAGAUAUUCUACAAGAGGACUUGAGCUAGAAUCGCUUUUCAAUGGUGUCUGUUGAACAGAGGCUUAUUUGGUCCAAAAAUGUGAAUUUUUCUUUGAAUGGCCUAGCGAAUGUGAAGUGUAAUGUCAAAAAGGAAGGGAGUUUCCUCUUCAGUUGCAGGAUAUGAAUUACGAGCACAAGCUAUAAUAAUAUUCUCCCAUCAAUGCAA
Messenger RNA from Eucalyptus grandis, 735 nucleotides. RefSeq lists its product as uncharacterized. The transcript has 3 exons. Lineage: Eukaryota; Viridiplantae; Streptophyta; Magnoliopsida; Myrtales; Myrtaceae. The record is from RefSeq and is a predicted model, not a curated record. The coding region runs from base 157 to 558 and encodes 133 amino acids.